ACGAGAGACCUUCAAUGCCAUGUCACCGAGACUUCAGGAGCUGCUGGCUGGGCAGAAGAUCCGGUUCCGCCAUAAUCCACCAAGUGCUCCUCACUUCGGGGGAACCUGGGAGCGUGAGGUAAAAUCAGUCAAGACAGCGCUGCGUGUAAUCCUGCGAGAGCAGUCGGUCCCAGAACCAGUGCUUCAAACUCUUCUAGUGGAAGUUGAGAGCAUUUUAAAUGCCAAACCACUUGGCUAUGUAUCUUCAGAUGUCGCAGACCUGGAUCCAGUGACUCCAAACUUACUUCUUAUGGGUCGCCGUGAUGCCUCUCUACCACAGGUCCUAUAUGACUCUAACAACUUGCUCGGAAGACGGAAGUGGAGACAUAGUCAGGUGCUGGCUGACUGUUUCUGGACUGCCUUUAUUCGACAUUACCUCCCAGGCUUGCAUGGUCGUCAUAAGUGGAGGACGGAUGUCAAGGAACUGACAGUAGGUCAAGUAGUACUUAUUGUCGAUCCCCAACUUCCCCGGGCACUCUGGCCUGUCGGCACAGUGACGGAAAUCCUGGCUGGGGCUGAUGGUAGAAUUCGGAUCGCCAGAGUCAGGGUUAAGGAGAAAACCUAUACCCGUCCAGUUGUCCGGUUGAUCCCACUUCCUCACCUUGAGGACGAUGACACAGGCACUUCAGACAGACUUUCUUAGGGUAUUCAAUUAUCUUACCAGAUAAUUGGGGGCGGCUGUGUCAGAAAGCCUGUCCUCGGAACUAAUGUUUUAGUUGUUGUUUCCUGUACGUCCCGUUAUUAGCGACGCACACUGGUAGAAGAUGCCUGUUAAUCCAUGUUUAUGCUGCUAUUAUGCUCUGUGUAAUGCGUUCAUGCAAUAACUACCAUAUAAUAUCACAGCUGCAUACCUCAGAUG
Megalobrama amblycephala (Wuchang bream) is the source of this 898-nucleotide messenger RNA. RefSeq lists its product as uncharacterized. The transcript has 2 exons. Gene Ontology annotation, molecular function: nucleic acid binding. Bases 20 to 682 code for a protein of 220 amino acids. Lineage: Eukaryota; Metazoa; Chordata; Actinopteri; Cypriniformes; Xenocyprididae. The record is from RefSeq and is a predicted model, not a curated record.